Molecule: messenger RNA, 1614 nt
Organism: Lolium rigidum
Lineage: Eukaryota; Viridiplantae; Streptophyta; Magnoliopsida; Poales; Poaceae
Exons: 1
Coding region: 1-1431 (476 amino acids)
Molecular function (GO): protein binding
Source: RefSeq, a predicted model, not a curated record
AUGGCCAGUGAACUGCUGGCGGCGCCGCCGCCGAAAUCUUCGUCGGAUCUGUCCACGACCACCACUGCCACUACCACCAGUACCGCCGCCAACGGCACCACCACCACCACAACCAUCACUACCGUCUCCGCCAACGGCACCACCACCACCACAACCACCACUACCGUCUCCACCACCACCACAACCACCUGCAACGCCAUCACCGCCCCCGCCACCUCCACCGCCAUCACCGCCCCCGCCACCUCCACUGCUACCACCAUAUCCUCCCUCAGUGGCGACGACCUUCGCCAGAUCUUCCUCCGCCUGCCGGACCUACCGGCCCUCGGCCGCGCCGCGCUCACCUGCCGCUCAUGGCUCGGCGCCGUCCGCUCAUCCCCUGCCUUCCGCCGCUUGUUCCGUUCUCUCCACCCGGCGCCCCUCAUCGGCCUCUUCAUCGAAUUGAACGGGUCCACCAGCCCCUUCUUCGCCCCCCUGCGCCUCCCCGAUUACGAUGUUGCCGCCGCCCUUCGCCGCGGCGACUUCUUCCUCACUUCCCUCCCACACUCGUUCUCGGGUUGGAGUGUCGCCGACUGCCGCGACGGUUACAUCCUCCUAUGGAACAGGAUGGAUAACAAUCAUCUAUCCCUCGCUACCCUGAACCCCAUGACCUGGGCCGUGGACAUCCUCCCGUCGCCCCGCGGUAUCGCAGCUGAGAGCCGCCGCAAUUUCAGUGUAGCUGGUUUCCACCUGCAGUCCUCCGAUGAGAACCCCUGCUUCUUUCGGGUAAUCUGCGUCUGCAACGAUCAGCGGAGGGUUCGUGCCGUCAUCUUCUCGUCGGAGACGUGGGAUUGGGUCAUCCAUCCCUGGGUGGAUAUCGGUGGAAACAAUAGCCUGAAGUUCAAGGUUGGUUCACUGGUGGAUGGUUCCAUUUACUGGCCUUGCCACGGCGAAAGACGUAUGAUUAGGAUCAACAUCGACACCAUGGAUAUCACCUCCGUAGAUCUACCUGGGCAAGUGGAGGUGGAUGGGUACAUUUUCCAGGCUGGGAACACUAAGGAUGGUGAGCUUUGCAUUGUCUAUGAAUCUGUUUUUUUCCUCCAUGUUUGGAUCCGUAGUAUGGAUAGUGAUGGAACUGAGAUAUGGGCGCCACAGAACAUACGCAAUUUGAGCGCAGAAAUCGAUCGGACAACUCACGGGAUCACUCAGGACUUGCAUGGCUUUAUCAAAAUUAUGCAAGUUAGGUCUGGAUACGUGCACUUUUCGAUGACGGGCAUGACCCCCGCUGGCACACAACACUGCUGGUUCUUCUCACUUUCUUUGGAGACCUUGAAGCUUGACUUACUGCUUGAGGGAAAAUAUGAUGGCUAUGCCUAUCCGUAUGUAAUGGCCUGGCCUCCUUCUUUGGUUGCUGAUGAUGGGAGCAUUGGGCAUGAUGCUGAAGGUUCUCACUGAAUCCGCUCUGCAGCUGCAUGUCAUUUGCAUAAGAGGAGAUGAAUGGAAAAUUGUCGGUAUGACUUAACCAUGAUCGAGUACUUUGUUGAUGCAAAAGAAUAUCUGGCUGGCAUUGAAAACUGGAAGAUCAUUCCUUGCAUCUUAUGUACUGAUUAUUCCCAUGUAAACUGUGUGUUGCUUUGA